Molecule: messenger RNA, 960 nt
Organism: Apodemus sylvaticus (European woodmouse)
Lineage: Eukaryota; Metazoa; Chordata; Mammalia; Rodentia; Muridae
Product: UDP-glucuronosyltransferase 1A9-like
Exons: 2
Coding region: 43-960 (305 amino acids)
Molecular function (GO): UDP-glycosyltransferase activity
Source: RefSeq, a predicted model, not a curated record
ACAGACCUCAGCAGCUGGAUUGCCUUAGGCUGCACUUCUCCCAUGGCUCCUGCAGACUUCCCAGCCUCCCUUCCUCUCUGUGUGUGCCUGCUGCUGGCCUCUGGCUUCACCCAAGCAGGCAGGUUGCUGGUGGUGCCCAUGGAUGGGAGCCAUUGGUUCACCAUGCAGAUGGUUUUGGAGAAACUCAUUCACAAUGGCCAUGAGGUGGUUUUAGUCAUCCCAGAGGUGAGUUGGCAGCUGGGGAAAUCACUGAAUUGUACAGUGAAGACAUACUCAAUUUCUCACACUCUGGAGGAUCUGGACCGUGAGUUCAAGUAUUUUUCUUACACUCAAUGGAAAACUCCAGAACAAAGUAUGCGUUCUCUCCUGACAGGCUCAGCCAAAGGUUUCUUCGAAUUACUGUUUUCACACUGUAGGAGUUUGUUCAAGGACAAGAAGUUAGUGGAGUACUUGGAGCAGACUUCUUUUGAUGCUGUGUUUCUGGAUCCUUUCCAUGUGUGUGGCUUAACUGUUGCCAGAUAUUUGUCACUCCCAUCAGUGGUCUUUGCACGAGGUAUAUUUUGCCACUACCUUGAAGAGGGUGCCCAGUGCCCAAGUCUUCCUUCUUAUGUUCCUAGACUUUUAUCAAAAUAUACAGACACCAUGACUUUUCAGGAGAGAGUAUGGAACCAUCUCUCCUACCUUGAAGAAAGUGCAGUUUGCCCCUAUUUUUUCAAAACUGCUGAAGAAAUUGCCUCUGAAGUUCUGCAGACCCCAGUGACUAUGACAGACCUCUUCAGCCCAGUGUCCAUUUGGUUGUUACGCACUGACUUUGUGUUGGAGUUCCCCAGACCUGUGAUGCCCAACAUGAUCUUUGUUGGCGGGAUCAACUGCUUCCAUGGGAAGCCACUUUCCAAGUUACAUUAUUACUCUGUCGAAGACUUCAAGUACUAUAUUGGAUGGGUGUUGAAAUCUUUAUGA